This is a messenger RNA of Colletotrichum higginsianum IMI 349063, 2193 nucleotides long. Its product is annotated as ARS binding protein 2. The transcript has 2 exons. The coding region runs from base 1 to 2193 and encodes 730 amino acids. The record is from RefSeq and is a predicted model, not a curated record. NCBI's taxonomy places the organism in Eukaryota, Fungi, Ascomycota, Sordariomycetes, Glomerellales, Glomerellaceae. Gene Ontology annotation, molecular function: DNA replication origin binding.
AUGAUAUCCCCGCAGUCCACGAUGCAGCGUCAAUCUCAGCCGCCGCCGCAUACCGCCGACCUGCAUGGGCAUUCCCCGUCGCCGUCCAUAAAACGGCAGCAGCACACAACAGCUGCUGCCCCUACUACUCUUACUACUGCUGCUGCUGCUGCUACUACUACCGCUACCACUACCAUUACCACUACCCCACUGUCAUCAACCACGACGCCUUCUGCCGUCCCCGUGGCGAGGCCCACUCUUCCGGACACGGACGUGACGGCCGAGACGAUCGAGGAUGCCUACAUUAGCUUUAUCUUGUACUGCAACCCCGCCGUGCCGCCCGAGACGGACGCCGCUGCUCUGCGGGAGGCAUUUCGCGUCCCUCCCAAGAGCGGCGGCAAGACAUUCAGCACUUUUACUCUCUUUUUGCUCAUCAAGCAGCUUGAGACCAAGGAGAUUAAGACCUGGGCCGAAUUGGCUCUGAAGUUGGGCGUCGAGCCACCGGAUCAGGACAAGGGGCAGAGUUCUCAGAAGAUCCAGCAGUAUGCUGUCCGGCUCAAGCGCUGGAUGCAUUCUAUGCACGUGGAUGUCUUUUUUGAGUAUCUGAUGGACCGCCCUCAUCCGUACUGGACCAAGAUCCCCAGUGACCCGAACCCAGUGUGUGAAGCGGGAAGGGACGGCGUCUUGGCGGAGGACGACAUGGCUCUCCGCGCGCUGUUGCCGCAAAUUCGGCCCAGGCGUGGUAGGAAACGCCCAGAUGAAGAUGAUUUCGCCAAGUCUCCCUCACAACGAGCGAGGUUGGACUCGCCGCCGACCGGGAAUGGGUAUGGCCCGAGCCAAGGAGAGACUCUUGGACCGUGGUCCGCCCACCCCGAUGGCCGGGCUUCGUUCGGCUGCUCCGACCCUUCGAGACUGAGCAUCAGUUCGGGACCGGCAUCAGGAUGGCCGCCGGCUCAUGACACGGCGCAGACGCCUCUCACAGCAUACCCGCAAGGCCCAAUGUCGGCGCUGACACCGUCAACAGGCAAUGAUGGCUUCUGGGGCGAUACCGAACCCAGGUCAGCAAUCACGCAGUCACGACCCAAGGCCCCUCACCGGCGACACGGCGCUAAGGCUGUGUCUUCCGCCUGGAGGAGCGGUGGCCCGGGAGGCAGCGGCAAAACACGCGGCAGGCCCCCGAUGAACAAGACCAAUGUCGACGGUCCAUUUGUGGCGUUUCCGGUCGACGAACCGGCUUCGAAAAGAAAAGGCUCCGAUACCACGAGCAUCAUGGGGCCGAUCACACCCCCGACAUCAUUAUCCAACAGCGUGCCGCCGGCUGUGCGCCCCGACAUCGCCCACUUGCCCCAGACGCAACGGCCGGCUAAGCCCAACAUCUCACUCCAAGUCCCAGAACGAUUGGGCGGCUCUGUCCGUCUCGCGACACCACCUCCGCCUGUCGUCCUGGUCAACGGGGACCCCGCGGGCCGAUCACCUGGUCCAACGAAUCUGACCACGUCCGCACCGCCGGUGGAAUUACCAAGCAACAAUCAUAGCAACGCGCCACCGACCGCAACACCAUUUGCGGACCUGCACGCGCAGACUGCCCAAAAUCCACUGCCCACCGCGCAACGCCGCGGCGUCCCCAUCUUGUCGAACGAUAUUCCUAUAGGCAUGUUCGAAAACAUGGAGGACCGCACCAAUAUCGACGCGGUGCUGGGCUACUUUGCGCACGAGACGGCGAACGGCGACUGGGUGGACGCGCAUGAUAACCCGAUCGGCAAGUGCAGCAUCGCGGAGGCGUACGCGCUCGUGCACACGACGGUGGAGCGCAUGUGGCAGACGGCGCCAAACCACGAUGCGUUUCUCGUCAACCUCGCAGCGCUGGCUGGCGGGCGGGCGUUGAUGACGACGAGCAAGCUGCGGAUCAAGCGGGAGGAGGAGCACGGGGACCGCGCAACAUAUAGCUGCAGCUGGCAGUUCCGGCUGGGUACGAUCCGCGGGAACUACAACAUGGUGCAGACGGUCAUGUACAACCGGUGGAAGCGGCCCGAGGAGAAGACGGAGAAGCCGAACAUGAAAGGGACGGCCGAGGCCGAGUCGGAGUGGGAGAGGAAGUACCGGGAUCUGUUGGCGUUGUCGGAGAAGAGGGACAAGGAGAUACAGGCGCUCCGGGCCGGGAUCACGGCGAAGCUGAACCAAUCGUUUGAUAACUUUAAGGAUAUCGAGAAAUGA